UUUUCAUACGAAACAUUGUAUGAUCGACUUACAUUUGUAUACAAAGUUUUUUUGCGUACCUGUUACCUGUGACAGAGUAGCAGCUCUAGUAUUGCGUUGUGUACAGUUACAUUGACAGUGUAACUGUUGCAUUCUAUUGAACUAAUUUAGUGUUUCCAAAUAUUUUGAAAUGUUCUCUGCAAGUAAACUAGUGUUCUAUGUCAAUGGGAGAGAGGUAGAAGAAAAUCAACCCGACCCUGAGACCACCCUUCUCCAGUAUCUUAGGUUAAAAUUAAAAUUAACUGGAACCAAGUUGGGCUGUGGGGAAGGAGGAUGUGGUGCCUGUACUGUAAUGCUGUCAAAGUAUGAUAUUGUCAGUAAAACUCUCAGACAUUUUUCGGCCAAUGCCUGCUUGGCCCCACUGUGUGCUAUGCAUGGGUUGGCAGUUACAACUGUGGAAGGCAUUGGUAGUGUCAAGAAUGGACUACACCCUGUUCAGGAGCGGAUAGCUAAAUCCCAUGGAUCUCAGUGCGGAUUUUGUACCCCGGGAAUUGUGAUGUCCAUGUACACACUACUCAGGAAUAAUCCCCUACCAACCCAGGUCGAAAUGCAGAGUGCCUUUGAAGGGAAUUUAUGCAGAUGUACUGGAUACCGACCAAUAUUAGAUGGAUUUAGGACUUUCACAAAGGAAUACUGUCAGAUGGGAGAGAAAUGUUGCAGAAAUACAAACUCCAUGCAGUGUAAUGGAAAUGGCAACUUGGAGGAGGGGAUUUCAUCUGAGCUGUUUGACAGCAGUAAAUUUUUACCAACUGACAGCACCCAGGACCCAAUCUUUCCACCUGGUUUGAGAACUGACAAGUAUGACCAGCAGAGUCUGACCUUUACAGGGGAGAGGACUACAUGGUACCGGCCCACAACUCUACAGGAACUACUGGAGCUGAAACACAGCUACCCUGAUGCCAGACUUGUCAUUGGAAACACGGAAGUUGGUGUAGAGAUUAAACUGAAAAACAUGUGCUACAAAACAAUGAUUGCACCAACCCACAUUGAAGAGCUGAACAAAAUUUCAAAGGAUUCGGAUGGGUACACAUUUGGGGCUUCUGUCAGUCUGGCUGUUAUUGAGGAAACAUUGCAGGGAGCAAUUACAGAACAUCAAGAAUACCAAACAAGAAUGUUUCAAGCAGUUGUAGAAAUGUUUAGGUGGUUUGCUGGCCAUCAGAUCAGGAAUGUGGCAGCUAUUGCAGGAAACAUAAUGACGGCAAGUCCAAUAUCGGAUCUAAACCCCUUGUUCAUGGCAGCUGGGGUGGUUCUUACAGUGGCCUCAAAAGAUGGUGGAACAAGACAGAUUGUGAUGGAUGAGAAUUUUUUCUUGGGGUACAGGAAAACUGUUAUCACAUCUCAAGAAGUACUAGUGUCUGUCAAACUUCCAUUUAUGCAGCAGAAUGAGUAUUUCUUUGGAUACAAGCAAGCUAACAGAAGAGAGGACGACAUUGCCAUUGUCAAUGCAGGGAUUCAGGUCAUGCUUGAGGCCAAUUCUAACAUCAUUAAAGGAAUGAGGCUGGCAUUUGGUGGCAUGGCUCCCACUACAGUGAUGGCCACAAAAGCUAUGAAGAACUGUAAAGGAAGGAAAUGGGAGGAUGACCUUGUUAUGGACAUGGCUGAGUGGCUGGCAGAUGAUCUUCCCUUACCUCCAGGCUCACCAGGAGGGGUGACUGAAUACAGACGUACUUUAUGCAUCAGUUUCUUCUACAAGUUCUACCUCGCUGUGUUAUUGCAGAUUAAGCAGAGGCUUCCAGAAGCAGUACAGAGUAAGGUUCCAAGUUCACAUAGAAGUGCCACUUUUAUAUUCCAAAGAGACCCAACCAAAAGUACUCAGGUGUACGAAGAGGUUUCACCCAAUCAACCGGAACAGGACCCUCUCGGAAGACCUAUGACACAUCUGUCAGCUGCCAAACAGGCCUCAGGAGAAGCUAUUUAUAUCGAUGACAUUCCUCUUUAUGAGAAUGAGAAAUACCUUGCCUUUGUUACUAGUCAGAAAGCCCAUGCUAAAAUCCUCAGUAUUGAUUCUUCAGAGGCAGUAAAACUGCCUGGAGUAGUGGAUUUUAUUUCAUAUAAAGACAUUCCUGGGCAUAAUAAAUGGGGUGGAGUUGCAGGUGAUGAGGAGAUAUUUGCCUCAGAAAAGGUGUUGUGCAUGGGACAAAUUAUUGGAGCAGUGGUAGCUGACACACAGGUUCAUGCACAGAGGGCGGCCAAAAUUAUCAAAAUCGAGUAUGAGGAGUUGGAGCCCAUUAUUACAAUAAAGGAAGCCAUUGAUAAGGGAUCCUUCUACAGGUACAGUAACAGUAUUAGUAAUGGAGACACUGUGAAAGGACUAGAGUUGGCGGACCAUGUGGUGGAGGGGGAGGUCAACAUGGGGGGUCAGGAACACUUCUACCUGGAGACCCAUGCAGUAUUAGCAGUACCCAAAGGAGAAGAUGAUGAAAUGGAGCUGUUUGUCUCUACCCAGAACCCAACAGAGACACAGCAUGUAGUUGCAGAGGCUCUAGGAGUUCUUGCAAACAAGAUUGUAUGUAAAGUCAAAAGAAUGGGUGGUGGAUUUGGAGGGAAGGAAACUCGGAGCAUUGCUUUCACUGCACCAGCUGCCAUAGCUGCUGCAAAACUAGGAUGUCCAGUACGCUGCAUGCUGGACAGGGAUGAAGACAUGGUCUCCAGUGGCACCCGGCAUCCAUUCUACGGAAAAUAUAAGGUUGGUUUCACAAAGGAAGGCAAAAUAACAGCCCUUGAAUGUGAUGUUUACAACAAUGCAGGGCACAGUUUGGAUCUUUCUGCUGCGGUGAUGGACAGAGCCUUGUUCCAUACAGAUGCCUCCUACAACAUUCCGAACAUCAGGGUGUCUGGUCACCUGUGCAAAACUAACAUUCCUUCCAACACAGCCUUCCGUGGAUUUGGUGGACCGCAGGGCAUGUUUAUUACUGAGACCUGGAUAGAGCAGAUAGCUUCAACUCUAGGCAUUCCAGCUAAACAGGUCAGAGAAAUUAACAUGUACAAUGAAGGGGAGACAACCCAUUUCAACCAGCCCCUUGUACAGUGUAAUAUUAAACGCUGCUGGACUGAAUGUUUGGAAAGAAGCGAUUACUACAACAGAAGAAAGGACAUUGAUAUAUUCAACAGUGAAAAUAGAUGGAAAAAGAGGGGAAUCUCUAUUAUUCCAACAAAGUUUGGAAUUUCUUAUACAGCACUGUUUUUAAACCAGGCUGGGGCCUUGGUCAUUAUUUAUAUGGAUGGGUCUGUUCUGAUCACACAUGGAGGGACUGAAAUGGGUCAAGGACUCCACACCAAAAUGAUUCAAGUUGCAGCUAGAACAUUAAAAAUUCCAGCCUCCAAAAUACACAUCAGUGAGACAAGUACCAACACUGUUCCCAAUACAUCUGCUACAGCAGCCAGUGCCAGCUCAGACCUGAAUGGGAUGGCCAUCCAGAAUGCUUGUCAAAUUCUGCUGGAAAGAUUGGAGCCAUACAUAAAUGCCAAUCCUAAAGGAUGUUGGGAAGAUUGGGUACAUGCAGCAUAUUUUGACAGAACAAGCCUUUCCAUUACAGGAUUUUACAAAACUCCUAACAUUGGGUAUAACUUUGAAAAGAAUAGUGGAAACCCAUUCAACUACUUCAGUUUUGGAGUUGCUUGCUCAGAGGUGGAGAUUGAUUGUCUAACUGGGGAUCAUAAGGUACUAAGAACAGACAUUGUGAUGGAUGUUGGUGUAAGUCUGAAUCCAGCAAUAGACAUUGGACAGAUUGAAGGUGGAUUUACUCAGGGAUAUGGUUUGAUGAUGCUGGAGCAACAGAAGGUGUCACCAAAUGGCUUCCUGUUCACUAGAGGUCCUGGAAAUUACAAGAUUCCUGGAUUUGGAGAUGUUCCUGGUGAAUUCAAUGUUUCCCUCUUAAAAGGAAGUGUCAACAACAGAGCAGUUUAUUCAUCAAAAGCUAUUGGGGAGCCCCCCUUGUUUUUGGCUUCCUCUGUGUUCUUUGCCACUAAGGAUGCCAUUACUUCAGCCAGGGUGGAUGCUGGUCAUAAUGAGUACUUCCAGUUGAAUAGCCCUGCCACUUCUGAAAGGAUUCGAAUGGCCUGUUUGGACCAGUUUACAAACAUGUUUCCUGCAGCUCUUAAGGAUUCCUAUAAACCCUGGUUUGUGGAACUGUAAAGGAUUCCUAUAAACCCUGGUUUGUGGAACUGUAAAAGAUCUUACAGAGGAAGUCGGAAGUGGCAUGGUGCUAGAAUGAGUGUGUGUGUGUAUGUAGAUAAUACAGAAACUAAAAUCUGUACAGGAACUGUGGGAUUAAGGCUAAUUUUUGUAUAUUAUGCAAAAUAUAAAAGUGUUAUAUUUUGUUAUGGCUGUCUUUUGUUAUGUUGAAACAGUUUAUAGUUUUUUAAAUUUAUACCUUGUGAUUUAUUUGUUGGAGACACUGUGAUUUGUUCAGCAUUCCAGAAAGUAUUCAAUGUAUUUAUAUCCCAGUGUAUGUUAUAAAUCCAGCUAGAAAAUGAAAAUUUAUGCAAAACAGAAAGUUUGUGAAAUUUCAAAUUUUAAUGAGGUAUUAAUUUUAGAGAAAAUAAAAUUCUGGUUUAUGCAAUAGGAUGAUAUGAAAUGAUAUGAAAAUAUCAGCAGGUUAUUUUGCCAUCGUCAAACCCUUGUAGAUUAUACCGAAGUUGGAUCCACUCUAAAGUUCCACUUGGCAGUGCCUGACAUGCCUCCAUGUCUUUCGCUAUACAAAAACUUUUAAUAUGUUAACUUUUGAACUCCAUGAAAGAAAACUUUUUGUGUAAUUCUAGUGACCAGGCCUCACCAACAGUAUUUGAUAAUCUUAAUUGGGCAGUGGCAUUUGCCACACUCAUUGAAAUAUAUAAUAUUGCCUAAAACUCUUGAGUUUUGUAUAAGAGAGACUGGGUCUUAAUGACACCAAAGAUGAAGGUCAAAUUUUUAUAUAAAGUCCAGGCAAUACUUGCAGUGCAGAGUUAUAAGUACUAGUAUAUUAAAUGGGAUUUUCUGCCCUGUGUGGUCACCAGGGAUAUUAAUAUUUUACAAACAUAGCUUGUUUUUAUAGUGCAUUGAUUUAAGUUGUAGGUAUUAUUAAUGUUUAAGUGCCUCACAAGCUGCACAGGAAAUACAUGUAUUUACAUGUAUAUUGCUGGCUGUAAUGUGUCUUAGGGACAAGAUCAAAAGUUCAACAUCUGACAAAAAAAUUAGAUUCACAGAGUUUUCAUCAAGACAUUGAUUAUCAAGUACAAGCUCUGAUGACACUCUAUAUAUACACAUACCUUUUGUAUCCACAAUUUUGCCCAAAGAAUGUAAGAAAAAUGAAUACUGAAUAUAGCAAAAAGAUGGUGCACUAAAAGGGAUCUUCCUAUUAUAGGGGUUGUAAAUACGUUUUAAACUUUUACAAUCGUUAUUAAUAAAUGACAAUUUUCAACCAACAAUAUGUAUGUUGUUAAUUACUGCCAAAGCUUCAGGACUGGGAAAACCAGUUUCUCCAAACUAUUUCAUAUUAUCAUAAAAAUGAAGAGCAUAGUUUGUUUUUCUUUAAAAAGAUCUGUGUCAGACAACAGAAACUUAUUGGAGUUUUUAUCCUCUUCCCAGCUACUUAGAUUUUUAUUCAACAUUGAUCUUUUGAUCUCUCCAUUUUAUAUGGUAUGUAUUGGUUAAUAAUGUAAAUUGUGUUCUACUUAUUGAGAUCUUGAUAAUCUUAAAAAAACACUUAUAAUUACAUAAUGAAUCUCUAACUAGAAUAUAUUGUAAAUAUGUGUAGUUUAGUUCAGAAAGUUAUUUUUUACUACAUGUAUCUAAAACUAAAGAAUAUUUUUUGUAUAUUUCUCUUACCAGUAUUUAGAUUUUAUAAGUAUUUUACCGAUAUUCUAAUUCAAACAGUAUAUAUAUGUGUGUGUGUUUAUAAAUAUAUAGAUAUAAAUUCAAAACACUUUUCUUCUUGAAAUAUUUGGACCGUGUUACUGGUCUGAAAACACGACUGAGAAAGACUGGUAACAACACAGUCGAAAUAUUUCAAAAAUGUGUUUAGAAUUUUUAUGUCUAUACACACACACACACACACACACAGAUAAUUGUACCACUAGAAUAUAUUGUAAGUAGUUUAAUAAGUUCAUAUUUUAUUCUACAGCAUUGUACGAUUUCUUGUGCCAACUUUUUUAUAUGUUUAAAUUUUUUCUUUACAUACAUGUAGAUGGACUAAGUAGUUGCUUUUUUUGAUUCAUUAUUUUAGAAUAUGUUCAUGUCAUCUAUGUUUGAACUUUAUAGGUUUAUGUGUUAGUUGUUAUAUUUUGAGACAUGGAAAAGGUUAGGUCAGCUAGUCAUCAUUGUGUUUGCUAAAAAAAAAUAUGUGUAUGUAUAUAAACAAUUUUGUUUUUAAAAUUAUAGUCAUGAGGUAAUUGUCUGCAGAAUAAUCAUAUCAGUCAAAUAUCAUAUAAUUUACACCAAUGUUUUUACAUGUAGAUGUACAUGAUUGUAUAAGGUGAACAUUGAAAUUCUUAAUUAAGUGAAACGGUAUGAGAACAAGUUCAUGUUUUGUUGCUUUCAUGAUAUUUGAUGAUUAUAUAUCCAUAAUAUAUAAUAUAAUGACAACGAAAAAUAUCCAGAGGAAAAAUUAAUCCGAUGUAUUUAUGCCAAUGCAAAUUGCCAAAUUUCAAUAUUUGCUCACUUCAAAUGAAAGUUCAUUUAGUUGCUCAAAGUCACAUAUGUAAAAAGUAUGUGAUUACAUGCGUGCAUACAGAGCCGAGUUUAGUGGAUUUAUACUGUACUGAUAUUUAUAACUUUAUAAGUUAUGGAGGGAAAUACUAUCACUGUAAAACACGCUUAUAACAAAUUCACGCUUAUUGUGAAGUGAUAUUUAUUCCCCAAUGAGAGGAAAAUAACGAAAAUAUUAUUGGAUAUAAAGAAGUUUGGUUAUAACAAACUGUUUUUUUGCUGGAGGUUUGUUAUAACCAUGUUUUACUGUAGUACCAACGGAAACUUAGGAGGACAGACUGAUUCAUGUAUUUUCCAAAGAUAGUAAUACACUGUACCAUUUGAAAUGUACAUCACAUACGUAACAACUUUUCCUCUGUCAUUACACUGAGUGACUUUGAACCGAACACUCUAAGAUACUUUUUUUAAAUUCAGUCAGUUCUUUAAUGUCCAUUUAAAUUUCCUGUUUGUUUCUAUUGUUAAAUAUUCUUCAUUGUAAUCUACUAUAAUUAUUAUUUUGCUGUUGGAAAGUGAUAGCCAAGGUAUUUGGACCUCUGACUUGAUCUUGCGAUAAAGUUAACACAAGUUUCAGGUUGUAAUACAAUUCUAAAACACAGACGUGAACAUUUUCUGUGAUAAUGAUAUCUUUAGGUGGUAGUGUGUGUUAUGUAUAUAAUGUUUAUAAAGGUCAUAAUGUGUACACUUAUUUUACAAGUACAUGCACUUAAGACGUUAUUGUGUCAGGUAGAAAGGUUUUAAUUAUUAUAGGCUAGUUGCCUUGUGUGUUUUGAGAAACCUGUAUACAUCAUUAAAACAUUUUCAACAAGCAGAAAAUAUAUCCCUCAAAGCAG
Molecule: messenger RNA, 7554 nt
Organism: Ostrea edulis (European flat oyster)
Lineage: Eukaryota; Metazoa; Mollusca; Bivalvia; Ostreida; Ostreidae
Product: xanthine dehydrogenase/oxidase-like
Exons: 35
Coding region: 170-4174 (1334 amino acids)
Molecular function (GO): FAD binding; iron ion binding; xanthine dehydrogenase activity
Source: RefSeq, a predicted model, not a curated record